GUCAUGUCAAACUGAAGUUGCUAGUGCGACGGUUGCUCUGCUGUGGUGAGAACUAUGUUCAAUGAGACUACAGUGGUCCUGACUGAAGUGGUCACAUGUCAUCAGGUGCCCUCAUUCAAAGAAACACAGCAAAUGAAAAACUGCAUGCCAGUACCUCACCAGUAACUGUAAGAGCUUCUCACAAACCUUCCAACAAUGCCCCUAAUUCCUCUCUUUCUCACUUAUCCCCCUUUCUCUCUCUCUCUCUCUACCCUCUCCCUCGCUCUCUCUCUCUUUCUCUCUCUCUCUCCCUCUCUCUCUCUCUCUCUCUCUCUGGUUCUAUCACCCCUCUACCCUUUCCUUUUCAUCUACCCUCUCUUGUUUUCUGGUUUUCUGCAUCUCUCCAUCUGUCUCUCUUCCUCUCCUCUCCUCUCCUCCUCUCUUAGAGUGUGUACGUGCAUGGGGGCGCGUUGGCGGUGGUGUGUGUGCUGCUGUGUGUGUGUGUGAUCCUGCUGGUGAGCCUGCCCUGGCAGCCCGUGGUGCGCCGCUGCGGAACCCUGCUGGCUCUCGCCGUCUGGGCAUGUCUCUACACCACCGCCAUGGUCUUCACCUUCACCGGGGGGCCCGUCACCGCCUGGGAACAGGUGGCGUUCUUCCUCUUCCUGUCUCUGAGUGUGUAUACGGUGCUUCCUCUGCCCGUGUCCUGGGCCCUGGCUGUGGGAAUCAGCACUAGUGUCUCCCACAUCAUCAUCAUCAGUAUUUACGUCCCCGUCACCACGCCAGAGAUGCCUGACCUGGCAGUGCAGCUGGUGGCUAAUGCGGUGCUGUUUGCGUGUGUGAACGGUGUGGGUUUGUUCCACCUGUGGCACACCAAACGGGCAGCCAGGAAGUGCAACAAGGACCGGGAGACCUUCAGCACCACCCGAUCCAAACUGGCACUGCAGAAACACAAACAGGAACGUUUGCUCCUGUCCAUUUUGCCCCGCUCCAUCGCCAUGGAGAUAAAGGCUGAGGUCAUCAAACGUCUGUCAGAAAACCAAUCCAGACAGGACCGAGGCCAGAACUUCCACAGCCUCUACAUCCGCCAGCACAAAGACGUCAGCAUCCUUUAUGCUGACAUCGUGGGAUUCACGCGAUUGGCCAGCAGCUGCACCCCCGAGGAGUUGGUGGCGGUGCUCAACAAGCUCUUCGGCCGCUUCGAUGACAUCGCCAAGGAGAAUGAGUGUCUGCGCAUUAAGAUUCUAGGGGAUUGUUACUACUGUGUGUCUGGCCUCCCGUACCCCAAACCCAAUCACGCGCGCCACUGUGUGAAGAUGGGACUAGACAUGUGCACUGCCAUCAAUAAGCUCAGAGAGGCCACUGGUGUGGACAUCAGCAUGCGAGUGGGUGUCCACACUGGCAAUGUUCUCUGCGGCGUGAUUGGCCUGCAGAAGUGGCAGUAUGACGUCUGGUCACAUGACGUGACAUUAGCCAAUCAUAUGGAGUCUGGGGGAUUGCCAGGGAGGGUCCACAUCACAGAGGAGACGCUGAGACACCUGGCCGGAGCGUACCAACUAGAGGAGGGUCAGGGGGAGACUCGAGAUCCCUACCUGAAUGGCAGGAGGACCUACCUGGUCAUCGACCCCCACAUCGAAGACAGCACUGCACAGAAACCUGAGUCCUGCUACAGUCUGACGGUGAGCGGCCGUAAGCAGCGGGCCUCUGUGAGGAUGUCCCAGUACCUGCAGUCAUGGCAGACCAUCAACCCCUUCUCCGACCUCAGCAACCCGGACGCCACACACACCGGCCCCUCCAGACACGCACUGCCUCCUGCUGGUCCACCCAAACAAACAGACGUUCAGUGCAACCUCUCCACCCAGGUGUCGAGUGAUGGCCGAGUUGAGUCUUUGGAUCCACUGGACGCAGCUGAAACUAAAGGAAAGAAGAUGGAUUGUUUAACUUUGUUAUUCAAUGACCUGCAACUGGAGAAACAGUACCGCGUCAUUGACCUGAAGGGGAUGCAUGAAUCAGUCAUCUGUCUGUCUGGCAUCUUCAUCACCAUGUUUACAGUCCAAAUGCUCGUCUCAAAGAAGAACGUGGCCAUGGCUGUGUCGUAUGGAGUCACUUUCCCCGUGCAGCUUUUGGUGCUGGUUCUUGUGCUUGUGUGCAGCGGGACCUUCAAGCGUUGGUACACUAAGAUGCCGGACGGUGUGCGCUGGAUGUCCUGCAAUGUGACCAGGGCCCUGUGUGUGUCGUUCAGGCUCCUGCUGGUCAUCCUCUGCCUGCUCAUCACCCUGCUGAUGGCCAUGCUCAACUUAUACUUCGCCCCAGGAGAGAACUGUUACAACGUCUCCUUUAAUGCAACAUCUCAGAAUGUAACCACCUUGGCAGACUUGGAUCUUUACACUGUGCCUUACUACUUGUACUGUUGCCUUUUGGCCAUGCUGAGUGUGGUGGUGUUUGUGAGAGUGUGUUUCUCCGUCAAGUUCCUCCUGCUGUCUCUGGCCCUGGCCGUCUACCUCGCUUUGUUCCUGUACGAGUACGCCCCGCGCUCCAAAUGCUACCUCGCACAGCUCUACGUCAGCUACAACCACAGUGCUGGAGUUCUAAAAGAUCCUCAGAUAAUGGCAGGACUUUGGCUCAUCAUAUUUUAUUUCAUCUGCCUCACCUUGGCAAGACAAGACGAACUGAGCUACCGUCUAGAGUUCCUGCUGGAACGGUGCUUCAAGGCGGAGAGGAACAAGAUGGAGACCAUGGAGAACGUCAACAAACUGCUGCUGGAGAACGUGCUGCCUGCUCAUGUCGCUGCCGUCUUCAUGGACAAGAAGACUAUCUGCAACCAGUACCUGUACAGCAAGUCAUGUGAGUGUGUGUGCGUGAUGUUUGCGUCAGUGCCGGACUUCAAGUCCUUCUACACAGAGAGCAGUGUGAACCAUGAGGGCCUGGAGUGUCUGCGCUUCCUUAAUGAGAUCAUAGUGGACUUUGAUGAGCUGCUCUCCAAGCCCAAGUUCCAUGCAGUGGAAAAGAUAAAGACUGUGGGAAGCACUUACAUGGCGGCCGCUGGACUCACCAAACCCUCCAAGGGAGAGGAAAGACAGGAGUGUGACAUAUCUUACAGCCAUGUGCGCAGCAUGAUUGAGUUCUCCAUGGCCCUCAUGAGAAAGCUGGAGAACAUCAACUCCCACUCUUUCCAGAACUUCAAGCUCAGAAUUGGAAUAAACCAUGGCCCUGUUAUCGCAGGGGUGAUCGGGGCACAUAAGCCUCAGUAUGACAUCUGGGGCAACACUGUGAAUGUGGCCAGCAGAAUGGACAGCACUGGAGAACUGGACAGGAUACAGAUCACAGAUGAGACCAAGAAGGUGGCGGUGUCGCUGGGCUUCAGUGUGACUCUGAGGGGGGUCAUUACUGUGAAGGGAAAGGGAGAGCUGACCACUUACUUCAUCAACCAUGAGCACUCGCCCCAUCCCUGAACUCUACACUCUAAACUCUGAACUCUAAACACUAAACUCUGAACUCUGAACUAUAAACUCUGAACGGUCACCACAGGGAUGAAAACACUUACUUCAUCAACCAUGAGCACUCGCCCCAUCCCUGAACUCAAAACUCUAAACUCUAAACUCUAAACUCUGAACUCUGAACUCUAAACUCUAAACGGUCACCAUAGGGAUGAAAACACUGCCGCUGGGUUUGGGGAGGGUUGUUCAACUCACCCUAGAUGCCCAGAAAAGAAGAGGUCCAAAAAAGUCCAUGAUUUUCUACAGAGGGAACACUCGACACUCAUACACAUAGACAGAAAUGCAGACAAAUCUGUUCUAUAGAGCUUGUUAAGGUCCUAUACUAAACCAUCACUGUGCCACUGUACUAAUGAUAGGAAGUACUCAUUCCCAAAUGAAUCCAUUUGGAAAAAGUACAGACCACAAUGAAAUGUAGAGUCUGGAAAUGUCACACAAGUGGGUUUGUGAGAAUAAACAAGGACUGCACACUUCUCUACACCACUCACUUCAUCAAACACAGCCUUCCCACCAUUAAAAAAACACACAUGAUCUAUAUGCACUACAUCUUCCAUCUGUCAUCUGUCUUCCGUGUUUCUGUCUCUCACUCGCCACAAGGCCUGUACCACACAGCAGAUGAUUGUAAUCUGUUCCAGAGUCAGCUGUAGCCACCGUAUGUCCAUGAAGGGUGGAGGAGAGCUUGCACUGUGUGUCACAAUCACUUCCUCAGUUCAUAACUAAAUAACUGGGUUUACCAAUGACUCCUAACCACAUAGCUGCCUUUUUUUUUUUACUCAUGUCUCAUGUGAAUAAUCUGUUUCUGACCGCAUAGGCUAUAUGUCACCCAACACUGUGUAAUCAUGUGUUUCAGUAAUGAUGGAACUGGUUCAAAUCCGGCAGAGGUUCAACUGUCAUCUGGGACACAGUUUGCCAUUUUGUUUAAUAAUUAUCAUACCAUGUCAUGGAAACCAUUCUAGAACUAAGUGUGUAUUUGUGCAAAAAUGAAGCAUGGAGUUGUUUGAGCUUUCAAGUUGCCUUGUUAAGCAAUGUACGAUUCUAUAUGGUUAUGGAGAGCACUGGUUACCCGUCAGAAGAUUCUUGCUGGAAUGCACUUUUUAAAUUUAUAUUAACUUAAUGUGUAAAUAUUUGUUUUUGAAGAAUGAAGAUUUUCUACAGAAUAUGCACUAUGACUUUUUCCGUUGAGUAAAAUAGACAAUGUUAAAUCUGCACUGUGUAAAAUAAAGUGUAUUCUACUUCAAAA
Clupea harengus (Atlantic herring) is the source of this 4710-nucleotide messenger RNA. RefSeq names its product adenylate cyclase type 4. Gene Ontology annotation, molecular function: adenylate cyclase activity. Gene Ontology annotation, biological process: adenylate cyclase-inhibiting G protein-coupled receptor signaling pathway; cAMP biosynthetic process; intracellular signal transduction. Gene Ontology annotation, cellular component: plasma membrane. The record is from RefSeq and is a predicted model, not a curated record. Lineage: Eukaryota; Metazoa; Chordata; Actinopteri; Clupeiformes; Clupeidae.